Messenger RNA from Prorocentrum cordatum, 1189 nucleotides. The record is from the annotation of a GenBank genome assembly. Lineage: Eukaryota; Dinophyceae; Prorocentrales; Prorocentraceae.
CCCAGAGGACGGCGAGGUGGAGAACAUGGUCGCCGCCGUGGACCUCAACGGCGACAGCGUCGUCAGCUACGAGGAGUUUGAGCUCAUGAUGGUCGCUGCCGGCCGUGGCUCGGCUGCCGGGAGCAAAGCGGCAAGCGGCUUCGCCCACGUGGUGCACCGCCUCAUCCGCAUGCCAGAGAUCGCGGCUCUCAUCAUUGCGGAGGCCAACAACUUCGUGCACAAUUUCAGCCAGCAGCACCGUGAUACCUUUGCUGGGCUUACAACACCCGACGUCUCGGCUGGCGAACAGCUGCCCGCCUACUACGACGCGUGGCAGAUGUUCAAAGAGGAGGGAGAGCUGAUGAUGCAGAGCACGAUGCUGCUCUGGGGUACGGCCCAGAUGAAGACAUUCGAGCCAGAGUUCUUGGAGGAGAUGAACCAGACCGGCAUAUUGGAUUCGUUCCUCAGGUAUUUGGAUUAUCCUGCCUUCAUCAAGCUGAUGUACACUGUUGCUGCACAGCAGCCGCAGCAGUCCGACCAGCACCCGGCGGCGGCGGGCAUCGCGAGGCCGCAGACGCCGCUCGGUGGCGGCUCCGUGCAGAGGAGGCCGCGCGGCUCGGGAGGAGCGGCGGCGACGGCGAUCGGCGCCGCCGAGGCCGCGAAGCGCGUGGGCGCGCUGCGCGAGGAACGCGCGGCGCUGCUGGGGCGCCUGGGGGAGAUAGAGGGCGAGCUCGCCGCGGAGCUCGCCCUCUAUCGCGCCGAGCGGGCUGGCGCGGGCGCCGCGGGCGCUGAGCCCGCCGACGGGGCCGCGCCCGCGGGCGCCGCCGAGGGCGCCGCCGAGGGCGCCGCCGAGGGCGCCGCCGGGGCCGCCCCCCCUGCGGCCGCCGCCGCUGCGGCCUCCGACGCCGACGGCGCGGCCUCGGCGGAGGCGCUGCUGAAGGCCGCGCGGAGGGCCGCAGCGGCGCGGCUAAGAGCUGCCAAGAGGGCCGGGGGGGCCGAGGCGGCGGUCGCGGCCCUGGAGGCUGCCGCGGCCGCGGCGGAGCAGGCGUGGGCGGCGGCGCGGGCGCCGCGCCGAGGCGAGCUGGCCGUGCGGCGGGCGCGCGAGACGUGCGCCAGCGGCGCCGUCCGCUGCGCGUGCGGCUCGCACUUCUCCGUGAAGGCCCAGGCGCAGGCCUCGGAGUCGGACGUCCUGGGCAGCGACUCCGACUAG